CAAAAUAGUAAAAGUAUAAUAACUAUUAUACCAUUGUUGAAAGUGAUACCUAAGGUAUGCAGUGGUAUUUACAUUUUGGAGCAGAUAAAAAUAUCUUAUUACUUCAAAUAUUUACGAGGAAGAAAAUAAGACAUAUUUAACUAGUUAUUAGUGUUCCGUGAUCAAAGUUUGGCACGGAACACUAAAAAUGAAGAUAAUUGUUAUUAAUCUUAUGCUAAUUGGUGCUUCUUUGGCACUUAACGGCAGCUACUGUUGCUCCAAAAAUCAUGAAAUAUGGGUUGAUGAGAACAACGUGAAUCAUUGUUUGGAUACGAGGACCAACGCCACCAUAAAGAUCACCCUGAAUUGUUUCGAUAACUUGACAUUUAUAGUUUCAAACGAGUCCUUGCCAUAUAAGCUGAACCCAGAUGGAAGCUUAGGUAUUCUAAUGGGAGAAAUGUCAGAACUCACAUCAGUUGCAAUUGGCGACUUCUGCGUCGGGCGUCGGACUAAAGACGGGGAUGAAACCGAGGUGGCGAUCAUAUGCCAGAGUGAGAUGGAGGCUGAAAUAGUGAGCGAGGAGGUGCUGGGCUACUGUAUGGCGGUGUCGAGUGUCUUCCUCGCACUCACGGCCCUCGUGUAUAUGGCGUUUCCAGACCUCAGAGAUCUACAAGGGAAGAGUAUCACAUGUUUAUGCAGCACGCAAGCUAUCGCCAAUGCAUUAUUUUGUGUGAUGAAAGUUAUGAUGUACUCUCACAUGACAUGGUGUGCAGUUCGAGGUUUCCUGGCCUAUUACUUCAACAUCUCAACGUUCUUCUGGAUGAAUGCAAUAGCUGUACAAAUUCUUAUUAAUAUAAAGCAUUCGUCGAAUAAUGAAAGUUGGCGAAAGUUUAUGUGGUACGCCUUGUACGCGUGGGGUGCUCCCGCCGUCCUCACCGCCAUGCUGAUAAUGGUCAACUAUCUUCCCGGGUCCCACUUGCGGCCUGGGAUAGGCUACAACCAAUGUUGGUUUCUUGACAUGAAACGCACGUGGCUUUACAUGUACAGCGUGCUUGCAAUGCUAAUGGCGGCGAACGUGGCGAUCUUCGUCUACGCUUCGGUCUUCUUGUGGAAGCACACGUUUUCGUCCUCCCACCUGCAGGCGCUGAGACAUAAGUCGUGGAUGAUGUUCCGACUGUUUAUAAUCAUGGGUUUGCCGUGGAUAUUCGAAAUGGUCACCUCUUUGACACCUGCUCACACGUUUUGGGUUAUACUGGACAUCAUAAACUGUCUGCAAGGCCUCAUAGUAUUUCUAAUACUAGUGGUGUUCCGUCGACGAGUGAUCAAGGCGCUAUACAAGAGAAACGCUCUAUUUUGCUUGAGCGGUGUGGCCGAGAGCUACCUGAAAGGGGCCGAGGAUGAGGAGGAUAUAGUCACACCCACUGUAGGUGUGCCCAUGGAGGAAACUGGAUCUACUUGACCCCUAGGAUCCUGACCAAAUUUGUAGUCAUCAUUUUGGAUUUGUCUCAAGAACGUUUUUUUUCUGCUUGCAACCGAGGUUUGAACCUGCGAUUUUUGACCACGACACAUAUAGAAAAGGUUAAUACGUUACAUAAGACAAGUUAUCGUCGUACCACUCGUACCAAUGAGGUUAAAGCGCGCGGUUGUUUUAUGCGAUAGACGCAGCGUUGAAUGCAUGCGAUCACGGAAUGUAAGGAAAAUGACAAUGCGCUUAUAUACGUACCUACAUACGUUAUAUACGGUCAUUACUGUCAUUAGAUUAUCUGGUUUAAAAUGGCAAAUUCAUUUAUUAAUAUUUACUACUUUGCUGAUGAUAUAAUAACAACAUAUGUUUCGGAAGCCUCUUUACAGCUUUACCGAAUACUUUAUAAACACUUCAUUAAAAAAAAUCUAUUUUUAUAUAUAUCUAACUACUGUACUAUAAUGUACACUGCGAUAAGUUAAUAGUUAAUUAUGCGAUACAUGGUCUCGUGCACCUCAGAAUUUUUUAUAGGUUAGGUUAGUAAAAGUAUAUUUGUAAAAGUUGAGUAAGUUUUACGGGUUUCAAUUUUUUUUCUACCUUGUAACCGUAACCUUGUAUCGAAGAAAGAAGCAG
Messenger RNA from Cydia splendana, 2074 nucleotides. Its product is annotated as G-protein coupled receptor Mth2-like. The coding region runs from base 188 to 1438 and encodes 416 amino acids. Gene Ontology annotation, molecular function: G protein-coupled receptor activity. Gene Ontology annotation, cellular component: membrane. The record is from RefSeq and is a predicted model, not a curated record. NCBI's taxonomy places the organism in Eukaryota, Metazoa, Arthropoda, Insecta, Lepidoptera, Tortricidae. Gene Ontology annotation, biological process: cell surface receptor signaling pathway; G protein-coupled receptor signaling pathway. The transcript is spliced from 9 exons.